This is a messenger RNA of Plasmopara halstedii, 678 nucleotides long. Its product is annotated as ef-1 guanine nucleotide exchange domain-containing. Gene Ontology annotation, cellular component: cytosol. NCBI's taxonomy places the organism in Eukaryota, Oomycota, Peronosporomycetes, Peronosporales, Peronosporaceae. The coding region runs from base 1 to 678 and encodes 225 amino acids. Gene Ontology annotation, molecular function: guanyl-nucleotide exchange factor activity; translation elongation factor activity. The record is from RefSeq and is a predicted model, not a curated record. The transcript has a single exon. Gene Ontology annotation, biological process: translational elongation.
AUGGGCAUCUCCUUCGACAACCUGGACCAAGAUGGUGGCUUGAAGAAGCUGAAUGGUUUCUUGACAAGCCGCAGUUACAUUGAGGGAUUCAAAUUUAGCUCAGCGGAUGCUGAUUUAUUUCACAAGUUUUUGUCUGUACCCGAUGCUGCUAAGUACGCCAAUGUCUACCGUUGGUAUGUGCAUGUAGCUGCCAGGUUGGGCCUGCGCGCCAUUCUAGUGACCAAGAAGGUGACAGCUACCACAAAGGCUGCUGUUGCUUCCAGCAAGGUGGUCAAAGAUGAUGGAAACGAUGAUGACGACCUAUUUGGCGACGACGAUGAAGAUGAAGACGACGAGGCUGCCAAGGCAUUAGCUGCCAAGCGCGCUGAGGCCGCUAAGGCUGCCAAAAAGGAAAAAAAGAAGCCCGUGGAACGCUCUCAGGUUGUCAUCGAAGUGAAGCCAUGGGAGGCUGAGACGGAUCUUGAGGAACUGGCCGUUAAGAUCAAGGCCUUGCCAAUUGAAGGUCUGUCGUGGGGUGAGGGUCACAAGUUGGUCCCUGUUGCUUUUGGUAUCAAAAAGCUACUUGUGCAGUGCGUUAUUGUGGAUGAACUUGUGCUGCUCGAUGACAUUACGGAAGCGAUUGAGGCUUUUGAAGAUUACGUGCAAUCGGUAGACAUUGCGUCGAUGAACAAGCUGUAA